Molecule: messenger RNA, 1846 nt
Organism: Impatiens glandulifera
Lineage: Eukaryota; Viridiplantae; Streptophyta; Magnoliopsida; Ericales; Balsaminaceae
Product: sialyltransferase-like protein 2
Exons: 12
Coding region: 233-1555 (440 amino acids)
Molecular function (GO): sialyltransferase activity
Source: RefSeq, a predicted model, not a curated record
UCUUCUUCUUGGAAGCAAAUCCGAUCUCAAUCCAAGCGCGAAGAAUCGUGAAAAACUCAAGAUUUCAUCACUCUACACUCUCUUUGACUGCUGUUUAUCUUCAAAGAUUCAUCAAAACCGUCAUUCUAAAGCAAGAAGAAGCAGUUCAAUCCACCAUCGGAGGAGCCUUUACAAGACGCACCUUCAGUUCGCAGCAUCGGAUCGGAGGAAUUCACUUACAAAAAGCCACUAGAUGCGGCUCCUACAGUUCGCUUUCUUAGUUGCAUUGGUCUCUGGCUUGACUGCCAUCCUCAUUUACAUCACUGGUGUAUCUAAUCUUAAGAGGCCGCACCAGCUAUCGGAUGCAGAUCUCCAAGCAUUGCAGUCUGUACAAAGCAGUUUCCAGAAGUGCGUGAGUUCAAAUGGACUAGGAUUACAAGCUAUAAGUGGCAAGGAUAUAUGUAAAGUGACGCUACAGUUCCCUAGUAACACUGACUCUAAAUGGACAGAUCCUAAAACAAGGAAACCUGAAGGUUUGUCAUUUGAGUUUAACCUUUGUGAAGCUAUUGCAACAUGGGAACAGGUUCGGAAUAGCAGCACUAUACUCACUAAGGAGUUCAUUGAUGUUUUACCCAAUGGAUGGAAAGACUAUGCUUGGCAGAGAAUUAACAAAGGGAUACUUCUAAAUCAUUGCGAAAACAAGACUCUUUGCAUGGAGAAACUUUCUUUAGUGCUCCCUGAAACACCUCCAUAUCUUCCAAGGCAGUUUGGCAGAUGUGCUGUUGUUGGUAAUUCAGGUGAUCUCCUGAAGACAAAGUUUGGAAAGGAGAUAGACGGUUAUGAUGCUGUUUUCAGAGAGAAUGGUGCACCAAUUGAGAACUACACAGAGUUUGUUGGGAGCAAGAGUACAUUCCGCCUUCUUAAUAGAGGAUCUGCCAAAGCCCUGGACAAAGUUGCAGAAUUAUAUGAUGCUGGAAAGGAGGUGCUGAUCAUCAAAACUACCAUUCAUGAUAGCAUGAACAAAAUGAUCCGGGAAAUUCCAAUUCGCAAUCCUGUGUAUCUCAUGUUAGGUGCAUCUUUUGGUUCAGCAGCGAAAGGAACUGGGCUCAAAGCUCUUGAGUUUGCUCUCUCCAUCUGUGACAGUGUUGACAUGUAUGGUUUCACAGUUGAUCCAGGUUAUAAAGAAUGGACCAGAUACUUCUCUGAGUCUCGAAAUGGUCAUACACCUCUUCAUGGCAGAGCUUACUAUCAGAUGAUGGAAUGCUUAGGACUUAUAAAGAUACAUUCUCCAAUGAGAACUGACCCAAACCGUGUUGUGAAGUGGGUUCCUGAUCGUCGCACAAUUAACGCAGCCAGACUUGCAUCUGAGAAAAUUUUGGGGAGGGUUGGAGGAGGAUCGGUUGAUCCACUUUCUGCAUGCACAAUUUCUAAGAGACUAAUAAAUAGAAGAGAAGCUAAAAAGAUUUCAAAUGCAAGAAAAACUGUUCUUGACCAUCUACAAUAUGUGAGACAUACCAAUAUGUAUCCUUUGGAGCACAAUCUCGGUCACGGUUCACUCUGUACAACUUCUCCCUAAUGUAUCAAAACCUCAUAUACUAAUUGCUACCCGAGAUGAAGAAUGAUUCAAGUUUAGGCAUGCUGAGGCUGAAAAGGACAAUACUCCAAGAUCGAUUAAAACACGCAAAAAGCUGCCUUGGGUCCAGGUUUUUCCUUCUUUAUUUUUACCAUGUUUUUGCAUUUUUGGGUGUUCUUGUAAAACAUUGAUACACAUAGUAAAAGUAAACUAAACACAUUAGUUGUUUAUGGAGAGUAAUAUAUUGUAGAUCAAAUGCAAAAAUCAAAAUGAAUCAAUGCUUGUUUUAUGUCA